UUCGUCACUCAAACUACAAAAAACCGCACAAAUCCACUGGGUGCGCCUAUGAAAUACCAGGAAUGUUUGACCAUAAGGUUGGCCCGACUGCCGUGCCCAUGUCAGUUCAGUGAGAAACAACAUGGCGUUCGGGUUUGACAACGUCCCGUUCUCCUGUUAACCAUUUGAGCCCUAGGACUACAGUAACAAGGCUUGCAUGAUCCACCAUGAGCUCUAGACGGUGGUUUUGGCCGACAAUCAGCGGCAUCGACGCCGAAAGGGUGUUGAUGGAGAGGGGCGUCGAUUGCAGCUUCUUGGCAAGGCCCAGUUCCUCAGUGCCUGGCGACUUCACUCUAUCAGUCCGGCGUAAUGGCGAAGUCACCCACAUCAAGAUACAGAAUUCCGGCGACUUUUACGAUCUGUAUGGCGGCGAAAAGUUUGCCACCCUCUCCGAGCUGGUCCAGUACUACAUGGAGAAACAGGGCCAACUGAAGGAGAAGCACGGCGACGUGAUCGAGCUGAAGUAUCCGCUAAACUGCGACGGGCCCACCACUGAAAGAUGGUUCCAUGGGCAUUUGUCCGGUAGGGACGCAGAAAAGCUGAUCUUAGACAGAGGCAAGAACGGCAGUUUUUUAGUGCGCGAGAGCCAAUCGAAGCCGGGCGAUUUCGUCCUUUCGGUUCGGACUGACGAUAAAGUCACGCAUGUGAUGAUACGCUGCACCCCAGACAACAAAUACGACGUGGGAGGCGGCGAGAAGUUCAACACACUGGCCGAGCUGAUCGAGCACUACAAAAAGAACCCAAUGGUGGAAACUUCGGGAACAGUCGUCCACCUGAAACAGCCCUUCAAUGCUACCAGGAUUAACGCAUCCGGGAUUCAUUCCAGAGUGAAACAGCUGCAGUCAGAGAAUGGACCAAACAGUUUCGGCAAGGCGGGCUUUUGGGAGGAAUUCGAGUCGUUGCAGCAGCAGGAGUUCAAGCAUUUGUACUCGCGAAACGAGGGCAGCAAGCCGGAGAACCGCAACAAGAACCGAUACAAGAACAUCCUGCCUUUUGAUGAUACGCGCGUUAAACUGAAGAACGUGGACGCGUCGGUGGCAGGCGCCGAUUACAUCAACGCUAACUACAUCAGCUGGAAAACUGACGACGCCAGCGAAACGGGCGGCGAGAGCGUCGGCAAAGUCUAUAUUGCCACCCAAGGGUGCCUGCCCUCCACAGUCCCCGACUUCUGGCAAAUGGUCUGGCAGGAGAACUGCCGCGUCAUCGUGAUGACCACCAAGGAGACCGAGCGUUUGAAGAACAAGUGUGCGCGCUAUUGGCCCGAUCCGGGGGAAAGCAAGGAGUACGGCCAGGUUGUGGUGAGGAACCUUGUGGAGUCCUCCACUCCCCAUUACACCCUGCGGGAGUUCCUGGUCACCAUGGAGGGCUCGGAUGAGGAGCGCAAAGCCUUCCACUACCACUUCACGGCCUGGCCGGACCACGGCGUGCCCUCAGAUCCGGGCUGCGUCCUCAACUUCCUCCACGAAGUGAACAAGCGGCAGGACGAGCUACAGCGGGAACUACCCAAUAACCAGCCCCCCGGCGCUAUUUUAGUCCACUGCUCUGCCGGCAUCGGACGCACCGGCACCUUCAUAGUCAUUGACAUGAUUCUUGAUCAACUGAAGCGCUACGGGCUGGACUGCGAGAUCGACAUCCAGCGCACUAUUCAAAUGGUGCGCUCCCAGCGCUCCGGGAUGGUGCAAACCGAAGCUCAGUAUAAGUUCGUCUAUCUGGCUGUUCAACAUCACAUUGAGACCAUUACGGAGCGCAUCAAGGCUGAGCAGAAGUCGCUCCAGUCCGGACGGGAGUACACAAACAUCCGUUACAGCGGUAGCGACAUUGGCAACUUGGGCACGACGCUGUCCAGCACUAUGACCCUCUUCCCGCAGUCACCCACUCCAGUGGUGCUACGCCCCGAUGCCAAAAAGCCCCAAAGGGCCGUAUCGGAAAUUCCCUUGCCCAGGCCGCCGGAGGAUUUGGCCAAACCGAUUCUUUACGAAAACAUUCCGGGCAAUUCUGGCCAGGCGCCCCCGCCACCGCCGCCGCCUCGAAAAACAUGACGGCAGAGUUUCUUCUAGUGCGUCAAGCUCAGACUGGACCAAGCUACAUGUGAUAGAUUAUCAGUUGGGACUUUCGGACAUACAUAAGGCCGCUAUGGGCGUCGAACACUAUCUUCGAUAUACAUAUAUUUUUUAACGGUGACUAAGUGUUCAAACAGUUGAUGUUCAAUUCUAAGUGCACGUAUCCCACCCACCUGUUGUUAUAUAGCGACGUGUUAAUUGUUCGUGUUAGCGGCGCGAGUUGAAAGUGAUAAUUUAUCGUGAUUUUUUUACCUUUAAUCGAGCAUAUUUUGUAUUUAUUAAAUUUUCCCUAUUUGUGCUACGUUGACAAAAAUACCAGAAAUAUUCGCGCUGAUUUUUAUUAUUAAACUGGUUAUAUUGCAAAA
Dendroctonus ponderosae (mountain pine beetle) is the source of this 2464-nucleotide messenger RNA. RefSeq names its product tyrosine-protein phosphatase corkscrew-like. Gene Ontology annotation, biological process: protein dephosphorylation. Bases 207 to 2078 code for a protein of 623 amino acids. NCBI's taxonomy places the organism in Eukaryota, Metazoa, Arthropoda, Insecta, Coleoptera, Curculionidae. The transcript has 11 exons. The record is from RefSeq and is a predicted model, not a curated record. Gene Ontology annotation, molecular function: protein tyrosine phosphatase activity.